This is a messenger RNA of Naegleria gruberi, 1039 nucleotides long. RefSeq lists its product as uncharacterized. The record is from RefSeq and is a predicted model, not a curated record. The transcript has a single exon. The coding region runs from base 1 to 966 and encodes 321 amino acids. NCBI's taxonomy places the organism in Eukaryota, Heterolobosea, Eutetramitea, Acrasida, Naegleriidae.
AUGAAAACAAAUCUAAUCUUUUCAAUUGCAAUUCUACUCUUGCUUGCAGUCCUCUCAGUUCAAGCAAGUGACAGCUAUCAAACCAAACCUCCAGUUGUUGACAAGUAUCACAAACCAAGAAUUUGUAAGAGAAAAUGUUUAAAGCACAAGUGGAUUAAGAAGUGUUUAAAACACAAACUCGUCGGUCAAAAGAAGGUCUGUGAUCAAUAUGCAAUUGUCGGUGCUGGAAAAUGUCUCAAACAUAAGAAAUAUUCCAAAUGUGACAAGUACAGUAAGGCAACAAAGAAGUGUGUCUUACAUGCAUACAAGACUGUUGGAUGUGCCAAGAAGAAGUAUUGGAAGGUUUGUGAUUCUUAUGGAACUAAGAAGAUUUGUAUCAAGAAGGGUUUCAAGAAAUUCUGUGCCAAGUACAAGAUUGUCAACAAGUGCGUCAAGAAGGGAUAUAAGAAGGUCUGUAAGAAAUUCAAGAAGGUUCCAAUCAAGAAGUGUGAAAAGAAGAAAGUCUGUGAUAAGUACACUGUUGAUUCCUAUAAUAAGAAGGUUGCCAAAUGUAGAUAUGUUAAAAAGUGCAAGAUUGUUUCAUGGGCAAAGAAAUGUGCCAAGUAUAAGAAGGUUAAAUAUUGUAAGGAGAGAAAAUCCAUUAAGAAAUGUUGUCUCAUUAAGAAGAAAUUCUUCUGUGCCAAACAUAAGACCAUCAAGUUCUGUAAGCACAAGAAGACUAUUUCCAAAUGUGUGAAAUAUAACAAGAAGAAGUAUUGUGCCAAGUCAAUUAUCAUUCCACCAAGAUGUAUCAAGAAGAAGUAUUAUAAGAAGUGUUUGAAACGUUCAAAGGGAAAGAAGAUUUGUAAGAAAUUCAAAUUAGUUGGUGGAAAGAAGAAGUGUUGCAAGUCAAUCAAGAAGAAGAUUUGUAUCAAGAGAAAGACAUGUAAAAAGUCAUCAAAGCCAAUCGUUAAACCAUCCUUGUAAAUUAAUGGCAUUUACUUACACACUCUCAGUAACACGUGAGAAAUAUUAAUAACAAAAUAAAUUAAACUAUUUC